AUGAGGCGGGAACCAUGUUUUUUGUGCAAGGACAAGUUUUGAGAUUGUUCCCUUGAGACAAGCUUGAAGCAACUGAGACUUAAAUAGGAUCCUGAGAGAGAUGGUAUCAGUGAAAUAUCAUCUCAGUUGGUGCUCACCAUAAACCAAGCCAUUCCAUUGGACAGGGAGACCUACCAAUGUUGUGCCAGAAACCAGAAGCUGGAUAUCCACCUUCAGGGCCAUUUUUUAAUGGUACUGAAACACAGAGGACACCCUGAGUUUGGCCACAGUAAAUGUGUUCUCAGCUCAGGCUUCCUGAAAGAAAUCUGGAUGAUGCUGUUCACCAGCCUGGUGACCCUUCAAGCUUUGUAA
Bubalus bubalis (water buffalo) is the source of this 351-nucleotide messenger RNA. RefSeq names its product CD160 molecule (gene CD160). Gene Ontology annotation, biological process: regulation of adaptive immune response. Gene Ontology annotation, cellular component: plasma membrane. The record is from RefSeq and is a predicted model, not a curated record. NCBI's taxonomy places the organism in Eukaryota, Metazoa, Chordata, Mammalia, Artiodactyla, Bovidae. Gene Ontology annotation, molecular function: transmembrane signaling receptor activity.